This is a messenger RNA of Bathycoccus prasinos, 1353 nucleotides long. Its product is annotated as alpha-tubulin. Gene Ontology annotation, biological process: mitotic cell cycle; microtubule cytoskeleton organization. The record is from RefSeq and is a predicted model, not a curated record. Gene Ontology annotation, molecular function: structural constituent of cytoskeleton; GTP binding. The coding region runs from base 1 to 1353 and encodes 450 amino acids. Gene Ontology annotation, cellular component: cytoplasm; microtubule. NCBI's taxonomy places the organism in Eukaryota, Viridiplantae, Chlorophyta, Mamiellophyceae, Mamiellales, Bathycoccaceae. The transcript has 2 exons.
AUGAGAGAAGUAAUUUCGUUACACAUCGGCCAAGCCGGGAUCCAAACCGGGAACUCGUGCUGGGAACUGUUCUGUUUAGAACACGGCAUAGGUCCGGAUGGGCAAAUGCCGGAAGACCAGCACGGUCAGCACCAAAACGACGACGCGUUUUCGACGUUUUUCUCCGAAACUGGAGCCGGGAAGCACGUUCCGAGAGCGGUCUUUUUGGAUCUCGAACCGACCGUCAUCGACGAGGUGAGAACGGGGACGUACAGACAAUUGUUCCACCCGGAACAGUUGAUUUCCGGCAAGGAAGAUGCCGCGAAUAACUUUGCCAGAGGGCAUUACACCAUUGGUAAGGAAAUGGUGGACGUGGCGUUGGACAGAAUUCGAAAGUUGGCGGAUAAUUGCACGGGAUUGCAAGGCUUUUUGGUCUUCAACGCCGUCGGCGGCGGGACCGGUUCCGGUUUGGGAUCUUUGCUUUUAGAACGAUUGUCGGUGGAUUACGGGAAGAAAUCAAAGUUAGGUUUCACGAUUUAUCCGUCGCCGCAAGUCUCUACCGCGGUGGUUGAACCGUAUAACUCGGUUUUGAGCACGCACGCGUUGUUGGAACACACCGACGUGACGGUGAUGUUGGACAACGAAGCCGUGUAUGAUAUUUGCAGAAGAUCUUUGGACAUUGAAAGACCGACGUAUACGAACUUGAACAGAUUGUUAGCGCAAGUGAUUUCGUCGUUGACGGCGAGUUUACGAUUUGAUGGCGCGUUGAACGUGGACGUGACGGAGUUUCAAACCAACUUGGUGCCGUACCCGAGAAUUCACUUCAUGUUGUCCUCUUACGCGCCGGUUAUUUCCGCGGAAAAAGCCUACCACGAACAGUUGUCGGUGGCGGAAAUCACAAACUCCGCGUUUGAACCGCAAGCGAUGAUGGCCAAGUGCGACCCGAGACACGGCAAAUACAUGGCGUGCUGUUUGAUGUACAGAGGCGACGUCGUCCCGAAGGAUGUCAACGCCGCCGUCGCUUCCAUUAAGACGAAACGAACCAUUCAGUUCGUCGAUUGGUGCCCGACUGGUUUCAAGUGCGGCAUCAACUACCAACCGCCAUCGGUCGUCCCGGGUGGUGAUUUGGCGAAAGUCCAAAGAGCCGUCUGCAUGAUUUCCAACUCUACGGCCAUCGCCGAAGUCUUCUCCAGACUCGACCACAAGUUUGACUUGAUGUAUAGCAAGAGAGCGUUUGUCCACUGGUACGUCGGAGAAGGCAUGGAAGAAGGCGAGUUCUCCGAAGCGAGAGAAGACUUGGCAGCUUUGGAAAAAGAUUACGCGGAAGUCGGCGCGGAGUCUGCGGAUGGCGAAGAGUACGAAGAGGAAUACUAA